AGCAGACACGGCCGAAGCCCCGGCAACCCCGGGGGGAUGCUGGCGCAGGUGCUGCUGGCACAGCACUGCCCUGCCCGCUGCCCAGGGGUCCCUCCGUGCUGGGUGGGCAUCACCGGUGCAUCACCGCGUCUUCGCCUGCUCGUGGGUUUGGCGGUGCGACGUGGGGACCCCACCAGUGCGGCUGGGUAGGUGGGAUGAUCCUCACCGGGGUCCCCAAGCAGCGGAGCGUGGCCGCAGGGCUACUGGGGGGGCAUCCACCGCAGGGCUGCGGGGCUCGGCUUGGUGGGGACCAUCCCGCACCGAUGCUGCACCGGGAAGAGCCCGCUGGCUUCUCCCAAGGGCAUCUCCAGGAACGCAGCCAGCCACUCCCCUGCUCCUUCCAUUAACAGAAGCGUCAUUAAGUGGUACAGAAGGCAAUGCUUUACUCCUUCGCCGCCCCUCCCACCAGCCCCUUUUACCAUCUGAAGUGAAGGUGGCACUUUGCCCCACACACUGUGCCAGCAGCUGCUUUGGUGCUCCCAGGGCUGAGCAGCCCUGUGGUGCUGGACUGGGGUCUGACCCAGCUGCGAUGGGGCUGGAGACGAGGGGCUGCCCCCCAAGGGAGCCCUGGCCUCCCCGCUCCAUCGCUGCAUGUGGCAGGAGGAGAGGCUGGCCAGCAUGGGGUCGGCUCGGUGGCACUGUGAGCGUGCCUGUCCCGGCAAUGUGGCACCGCCGGCACUGCCGAGCCCGAGCCACAGGUGGGUUUUGGCUGCCAGCACGGCCAGGCACAGCCACGCACCCGAGCCAUGGGGCACGUCGGGUGUGAGCGGCUCCCGGGGCCGGCAGGCAGGAGCCAGCUCACCCCUCACUGCCGCCCGUCUCUGUCACCCAGCCCCGUUUCAGGGCUCCUGCCCCAAGAGUCCGUGUUUCAGUCCUGCCACAGCCGAGCUCCGACCCUGCCGCCGUGGGGUCCGCAGGAGGGCUGCGUCCGCCUUGGGGGACCAGCUGUGCUCCUCAGUGGCCCCCGAUUGUCCCGCUGGUGGUGCGGGACCUGUCACCACAGGGCGAGGGUCGGCCACGGGCGGAGACAGCGAUGCCAGCGUUGCUAAAGCAGCGGCGCAUCCCUGGGCUUUUAGCAAAGCGGCCAUGAAUAAUUUAGAUCCCCUUCACAAGGAAGAAAAUCCCCUAAUAGGGCUAAUGGAGCGCGGCGAGAAAGCUGGGCUCUGGGGGGGCCCGUCGCAGCCGCCAAUUGCUUUGGACGCCAGACACCGACACUCCCCUAAUGCAAAAAACCCGGCAGCCUCACAUCUCUUAUAGCUGCCCCAGGGCAGCCCGGCUGCCCAGAGCUUUGGUGCUGGUGAGCAGCAUCCCCGGCGCACGGGUGAGUCGGGGCCGGCAGCGCGGGCGGCGAGCGGGGACGGGCGCAGCUGGCGGUGCAGCCCGCGGCGGGCGGCAGGGAGGAUUUGCUGUGCGGGGUGACUCAGGAUUCGGUGGCUUGGGGAGGUUUUCGUUUUGGGGUUUGGGGUCUUUUUGGUUUUAGGCAGGCUGUCACCAACAAGUUCUCAGCUUGGCAAGCCGGGCUGAAAAGACGCCUUUCCAAGCAGCUACCCUGCGCACCCGACUGUCACCCACUUGUUGUGCCCCUGACGCACGCUAACAGUCCGCUGUUAUCCCGCAGAGCCUGUGUCCUGUCCCCAUCCCCACUCCUCCCCACAAAACAGCCUCUCCCGCUUGGGCACGGUGCUGCUUGGGCUCCGGCAGCUCCUGCAGACCCUGCUGCUUCUCAUCCCUCUGCUAACAAACGGCCCUCAGACAAAGCCGCUGCCUCCACGCUCUCCCUGCCGCCCCGUAACAUUGCUCAGCCAAAAACUAGAGAGGUGUCAGAGUGGGGCGGCUGGUGGAUUCCCACCCUGUUCCUCAAAGCAGACCAGACCAGACGCCCCAGCCGCACUUGCUGCAAUAAUUUCAUUGCAGCACGGUGAGGUCGUAGAGCAGCGGCACAGCUGGCUCGGACUUUUCCCUGCCAUUGUUGGUUGAGGGGAUCCCAGCGGGGGCAAGGGGAUCCCACCGGGGCUGGGUGCUGCACCCGUGCCCAGCAGGAACCACCAGCUCUGCCCUAAUUAAAACCACCAGCUGUGGAGAAGGGCUGGUACCAAUGGUGACAGCUCCAGACUUCAGCUUUGAGGCACGGCAGGAAGAGGAGGCUGGUGGCCAGGGUUCAGUUUAGCUUUGCUGCAGGAGAGGGGUCCGCUUUGCCCAUCUCUCUGUGUUCCCAAGCCCUUGCUGCGGAGCAGGAGGAGUGUGGGAGGGUCUCCAGCAGCGUUGGGUAUCGCAGGAGCUCCCCAGGGUUUCGGUCACCCCUUGCCAGCUGCUGCUCUGUAUCUUCUGGGUUUUCUUUUUCCUUGACGUCACACCUCAGUGGGAAAGUGCACUUUGGUUCUGGCUCCUGCUACCGUAAAUGUGAGCUUCACAGGGAAACAAAAAACCACCGGUGGGAGCCUGGCUGGAGCCUGAUGCCAGUGCAGCUCCAGCACGGUGCACUCCCAGCUCCAGCGGCCACUUCGGCACCAGCACCGUGGUUUUGGCCUCGGUUCCUGCUCCUUCUCUCAGGCACUGAGUGCAAGGGACGCUGCAGAGCACAGCAGGGAAAUCGAUGCCGGUGCCACAGCCGGUGAGAUCUCAGCCAUAGAGGCGGCGAGCACCUCCAGCGCGUAAGGAGCCCGUUCUGCGGCAGGCUAUUUUCGGCAGCCUGUACCGGCUGGGAGGUCGCUGCCGCGGCUGCGGGGAAGGUGUUGGCUGGCAACACAGGUUGCGGCAGCUUGCCGCAGGCACGGCAGCCACCGGCAAGCACCCAGCACCCACAGCCCCUCUGCAGAUGCCCACCCCCCCCAGGGGACGCCCACAGGGGCACCUUUCCCGUCCUGACCUCUUCCACUCGCUGGCACACGGUGCCGGAUUCUCACCGGCGGCACUUGUGCCACCACUCACCGGGUCCCACCAGCUCCCACAGCCCUCGCAGGGAUGCAAACCAGUGGCAGCCCAGCUGGUGCGAGCUGGGAGGCAGCGGGGCCAGGGCUUGUGCCAGGCUGCAGCAGCUCGCCGGGCUCGGGGUGGCCGUGGCGGGCACCCGCUGCAGCCCCAGCUCCCGUCGCCGCCCAGCCACAGGCAGCGCCGCAUCCUGCCCUGCCGCGCUGCCGCCCUCUCCCUCCCCUCACUCUCCGGCUCCCCCGCCAAGGCUUUGCUCCGCUGAAGUGACUGGCUUUGCCAGGGUCCCUGCUCUCCUCACGCCACAGACCCACCGCAGGUCCUUGCAAGGGUGGGUGCCACCACUCCGGCAUCACGGCGCGGGCACAGCUCUGCCCCGUGCCGUGACGGAGCCCGGUGUUGCAGCGGGGCGCUUUCCCAGCUCUCUCCGUAGCGUCGCUGAGGGGUCGGCAGCGGGGCUGGCCCGCAGGGCCCACUCUGGGGCGGCGGGAUGCUCUCCAUGACGUACAGCGAGAGCCUGCGCAGCGUGGCCAGCCGGCACCCCCCAGAGUGGGGGCUGCCGCCAGCCCCCCGGCCAGCGGACGGGCUGGAGCUGCGGCGGCUGCGGGACGUGCGGGCAGCGGCGCGGGCGAAGACGCUGGAGGAGUUCCUGCGGAUGCACGGGCUCUCCAUGGCCGACAGCACCGCCCGCGCCACUGGCAUGAAGUACAGGUGAGGCAGCGCCGGCGGCGGACGCGGCGAGGGCUGAGCACACCCAGCCCGAGAUGCGGGGACGGAGCGGGGGAUGCUGCUUAGCGCUGGUUUUACACCGCAUUGGGGAAAAGCCCGGCUUUCACCGAUUUCCCUGUGCCGCGCCAAGGUCGGGAGGAGCUGGCGCCCUCGGCACAGUCUCGCGCGGGGCGGGCAGGAGAGGCUGCAGCAGGUCAGUGCCGUUACCUCUUGCUUGCUCCAUGAUCUUUGAUCUCCUCGCUUGAUUUUUCCCUUUUGUUGUUGGGAAGUUGCAAGUGCAAACGCACUCGGUGCUUUUAAAGAUCAGGCGGUUGGAGCAACCAGCUACAGAGGUGCUUUAUCCGUCUGACGAGCAUUCAUUACAGAGCUCCAUUAAUUUUGCAUGUGUGUCCCGGGCACGGCGCGAGGCAUCUCUGGAUUUCAGCUGACUUUUGUCCUUGUUACCAGCCCGUGCCAGGGAGGACGCGCCAGGAAGCUGGGGCCGUCGGCCGCGGCUCCUCUGAGGGCGCAUGGCUGGUUUUCCCAGCACAUCCCUUCCUGCUCUCCCUCAGCAUCACUGGUGGGGCGAUGGGGUGCAGGGCCAGGCACCCCCAGUAAUCCAGCUGGGGCUUGGACCAGGGGCACUGGGGUUGGGGACGGUGGCUGGUGCCCCCUGUGAAGCCCCAGGGACCGGUGGCUCUGCCGGCUCCUGCCGCGCCGUGCCACACCAUGCCGCGCCAUGGGUCAGGUUCCCCUCUGCUCACAAUGUCAGAGAUAACAUUUACACCAUGGCAAGAGCCCAUCUAAUAUUCAUGGGGCAGUUAUUUAUUGAUGGGGAGAGGCUGGCACAGUCACUCCCAAGGAUGCUCCUUUGGGCAUGUGCCCACUGCCCCCAAAAUUUCUGGGGUUCCUUCUCCACCGGGGAGCUGCUGAUUGGGGCCAGGUCCCCCUCGCCCCGGUGCCAGAGCCAGAGCCAGCGGGAUUACUAGGCUAAGGAGCUUUGUGGCAGAGGGAAGCAGAGGAGAUUACAAGAUUUCUCAUUAGGUCAGGGCUGGACGUGCGUGAUUUCCCCUGCAAGCCAAGCCCCAGCCCCACUCCUUCCUUCUUAUGGAGGGGGGGCACGGUGGGUGCCAGCAGCUGGCACGCAGCCCGGGGCGCAAGAACGGUGCUGUGCCAUGGCCGGCUUGCACCCCUCCUUCAGCAGGAGAUUCUGGGCUGGCGUUUGCCUCAAUCUGCUUAGCUCGCGCUGGGCAAAAUUUGGGGGACUCACUGCUGGGGCCACAGCCCUGAUGGGAGCAACCGGUCCAGCUUCGGCAAAUCUCCAGGCUCUGCCCCCAGGGUGGCCGGCGGCAUCACUGAUCCCCAGGGCUGUGUAUUUGGUGAUGUGCAGGUGCUCCUGCCGGGAGAUUUUUGUUUGGGACUUGCGUCCGCCUGAGAGGAGGGAUGCUGUGCUGCCGCGGCAUGGCUGGAGGGAGCCAAGCGGCCCCUUUGCCCCCGUGGCCUCAGCCCCCCCCCCCCCCCCCCCCCCCCCCCCGCGCCCCAAACCGGGGAAGCUCAGGAAGCAUUGCCUGCAGGGGAUGCCUCGGGGGGUGCCUCCGGGGGGGGGGGACACAGCUGCCUUGGCUCUCCCCUUCCUGCCCCCCACCUGCCCCAGCGCCGCUUGCUCGCUUCCUGAGCUCAUCAAAUAUUGAGGGCAGGAGGGCUGACGGGAGCCGGCUCCGUGCCCGCCGCCUUGCAGCCCCCCGCCGUCACGUUGGCGGAGCAGCGGUGCGCGGGCGUGCGGGAGGAGCUCCCCGCCUCGCCCGGGGCGCCGGCUAAAUUUAGGCAGCUGGCGCGGCUGCCCGCCGGAGCAGCAUGCAGGUCUCCUUUGUGUGCUCCGAGCACAGCAUCAAGAGCCGGAGCGCCGAGGACCGGCUGAACCGACAGAAUGCCGGCAGCCCCAGCCUCGGCACCCGCGGCAAGUUCCGGGCAGUGGCCAUGGUGGCCCGCAGCCUGGGGCAGCUCUCGGUGCAGAACGCCCCCUCCUCCAGCGAGUCCAGCAUCAAGCAGCCGGGGAUGAAAUACCGGAACCUCGGGAAGUCCGGGCUGCGCGUGUCCUGCCUGGGCCUGGGGACAUGGGUGACUUUUGGAGGUCAAAUCACAGACGAGAUGGCGGAGCAGCUGAUGACUUUAGCCUACGACAACGGCAUUAAUCUCUUCGACACAGCAGAAGUCUACGCCGCCGGCAAGGCCGAGGUGGUGCUGGGGAACAUCAUCAAGAAGAAAGGGUGGAGACGGUCCAGCCUGGUGAUCACCACCAAAAUCUUCUGGGGAGGAAAGGCCGAGACGGAGAGGGGCCUGUCCCGAAAGCACAUCAUAGAAGGUCUGAAGGCGUCGCUGGAGCGGCUGCAGCUGGACUACGUGGACGUGGUGUUCGCCAACCGGCCCGACCCCAACACGCCGAUGGAAGGGGACCCAUUUAGUUCCUCCAAGUCCCGGACUUUCAUCGUAGAAGAGACGGUGCGAGCCAUGACCCACGUCAUCAACCAGGGGAUGGCCAUGUACUGGGGGACCUCACGCUGGAGCUCCAUGGAGAUCAUGGAAGCAUACUCGGUGGCGCGGCAGUUCAACCUGAUCCCGCCGAUCUGCGAGCAGGCCGAGUACCACAUGUUCCAGCGGGAGAAGGUGGAGGUGCAGCUCCCCGAGCUCUUCCACAAGAUAGGCGUCGGAGCCAUGACCUGGUCCCCGCUGGCCUGCGGCAUUGUCUCGGGGAAGUACGAUGGGGGGAUCCCCCCCUACUCCCGCGCUUCGCUGAAGGGAUACCAGUGGCUGAAGGACAAGAUCCUGAGCGAGGAGGGCCGGCGGCAGCAGGCGAAGCUGAAGGAGCUGCAGGCCAUCGCCGAGCGCCUGGGCUGCACCCUGCCGCAGCUCGCCAUCGCCUGGUGCCUGCGCAACGAGGGCGUCAGCUCCGUCUUGCUGGGUGCCUCCAACGCCGACCAGCUGAUGGAGAACAUCGGGGCGAUCCAGGUCCUGCCGAAGCUGUCCUCUUCCAUCGUCCACGAGAUCGACAGCAUCCUGGGCAACAAACCCUACAGCAAGAAGGACUACCGAUCCUAAGCGCGCGCGCCCGCCGCGCCGCCCGUUCCGCUUGCUUGCGCUUCGUUGGAGCAAAGUGGGGAGCUGCGGUUCGCGCCGCGAGCGCCCAGAGCCAGCGCUCCCACCCGCGCCUCCACCCCACCCGAGGCAGCCCAGCCAGCGCGUGGGGGAGUGAGCCCCCAAAGCCGGGCGGCCCGCAGUGCGGGGGGGGGGGGGACCCCAGUGCAUGCGUGGGUGCCGUGGCCGGAGGCGGGGGGUGGGGGGUGGGGGCAGCCGCAGGGGUGCGAGCGGGUGCUGUACGCCCACGAGGCCGACAACACGAAGCUGUUCCCCAGCCCCUCGGCUCUGCCCUGCCCGCGUCGCACCCGCCCCCCUGCCCGUACAGGGGGUGGCCCUGCGGGUGGGGGGUCCCCGCCGAGGGGACUGGGCUCUGCGGGGGUCCCAGGGGCAGUGUGUGAGCACAGCCCCCCCCCCCCGGGCCGUACCUGCAGCUCCACCCGGCAGGACCCCCAGCUGUGCUGCCCCACAGACCCAGCCAGAGCUGCACCCCCCGCGGCUGCGAGGGGGGUGCCCACACACCCCCACAGCUCCAGCUGCUGGCAGAGCUGCUGCAGGCCCGUCUCCACCUCAACCCCCACAGCUACACCCGUCCUUAUCCAGACAUCAACAGCUAAUUAUAGAGAUAUACGUAUGCAGAUACAUAUGCGCACACCUAUGAAAAUUCCAUAUAUAAUACGUAUACAGACACACAAAUGUAGAUGUCUCUUUGUGUAUAUAGACAUAUGUAUCUAUGUGGCAUAUGUAUAUCACUUAUGGAGAUAUAGAGACGUGUACAUAUCGAUGUAAAUAUAUUGAUAUGGCUACAUA
Tyto alba (common barn owl) is the source of this 7614-nucleotide messenger RNA. It is a transcript of the gene KCNAB2, whose product is annotated as potassium voltage-gated channel subfamily A regulatory beta subunit 2. The transcript is spliced from 15 exons. Gene Ontology annotation, molecular function: potassium channel regulator activity; transmembrane transporter binding; voltage-gated potassium channel activity. The coding region runs from base 5527 to 6768 and encodes 413 amino acids. Lineage: Eukaryota; Metazoa; Chordata; Aves; Strigiformes; Tytonidae. The record is from RefSeq and is a predicted model, not a curated record. Gene Ontology annotation, biological process: transmembrane transport; regulation of action potential; regulation of potassium ion transmembrane transport. Gene Ontology annotation, cellular component: membrane; voltage-gated potassium channel complex; cytoplasm.